This is a messenger RNA of Ooceraea biroi (clonal raider ant), 3204 nucleotides long. Its product is annotated as UBX domain-containing protein 4. The record is from RefSeq and is a predicted model, not a curated record. Gene Ontology annotation, biological process: ERAD pathway. NCBI's taxonomy places the organism in Eukaryota, Metazoa, Arthropoda, Insecta, Hymenoptera, Formicidae. Gene Ontology annotation, cellular component: endoplasmic reticulum. Gene Ontology annotation, molecular function: protein binding.
CACUAACAGCGACACUAUAAAUUCAUAUUGUUCAGAAAAAUUUGAGCAUAACAUGCUUCGUUUUAGAUUUUGAUGCGUUUAUUUUUGAAAAAUUUAAUUGCUAGAUUUAAUUGCUCGGUUGGCAGAUAAAUAUUAAUCAAUCGCAUUAAUAAGAAAAAUGCAUGUUUACGGACAAGCGCGGGGAAGGGAGUGAAUCAUUACCGUCAUCAGAUAGAGUGGGGAGUGACGACUCAUCAUACAUCUGUCUGAACAUCACUCCGAAUUUCAAACGUUGAACACAUCAAAAUUUCUAGUGUACUUACUCCGCAGUUUUCUUCAUUACGUCAUUACAAUAUUGCUUGGAGACAUAAAAAAACGUAGCACGUAGAUACAGCCGAAUAAUGAAGUGGUUUGUGGGAAGUAUUAACGAAGCAGUGGCAACGUCAAAAUCUAGGAAGGCAGUUUUUGUGGUGUUCGUUGAAGGCAAGGAUGACACAUCGGUACAACUUGCACAGACAAUUGACACUGCAGAAAUUUCUUCUCUCUUAGAGGAAGAGCAUUUUGUUGCUAUCAGAUUGGAAAGUGGGUCUGAGGCUUAUAGGUUUUUUGCACAGAUUUAUCAAUUAGUGCCUGUACCAUCGCUGUUUUUUAUCGGUGAAAAUGGUACACCGUUGGAGAUUGUAGCUGGCAACACAACUGCGACUGAAUUAGUAUCGAAAAUUAACAAUGUGCUGCUGAAAGCGGGAAAAACAAAUAAAAACUUCUUGUCGAUUCUAGUCGAUGAAGAAGAGAGAAUGAGAGAGGCUUCUACCAGUAGCAGUAGUAAUAACAAUGCUACUGAAGCUACUGCAUCCAAUAUAAAUAACGUUGGACCUAAUCCAAAUACAGGUUUAACUUCAACAGUAGAAUCUGUGACAACAAGUUCUUCAAAUGAUGAAAAAGGUCUCACAGGAGGUGCAGUUAAGACUGCUACUUCAUCGAACACAGAAAAUCAAAACAAUAAUGAGGCAUCAAAGAAUGAUUCAGAAACUAUGCAAGAAAAUCAGGACGUGGAAUUGACAGCUGAGGAAAAGAUGGAGAGAGCCCGACAAUUAAUUAUGUUGCAACGAAAACAGCGACUAGAGGAAGAACAGAAAAAGGAGCGGGAACGAGAGAUUGAACGGCGUCAAAUGGGACGUGACGUACAAAAAAUGCGGCAGAUGCAACAAGAAUUGCAGAUAAAGCAAGCGCAGGAAGAAAGGAUGCGAGAGAAAGCUGCUGAGGCUGCAGCUCGCGAGAAGGUCCGGCAACAAAUUGCUCAAGACAAGUUGGAGCGAAAACAGAAGGAGCUCGCGCUGCAGCAACAGCAACAGCAGGUACAACAGAAGCAAUCCCAAAAGCAGCUUAAGCACAGUUUACCGUCCAGUGCAGCAACAGUGACUAGAAUUCAAUUCAGGUUACCGUCCGGCAAUUCGUACACGGGACAGUUCGAACCAACGAGCACUUUGCGUGCUUUACGCACCUACGUUAUCGAAAAUAUCGAGUUACCUUUCCGACAAUUCGUCAUGUCUACGUCAUUUCCCAGAAGGGAGUUAACGAACGAGGAAAACGAUAAGACUCUCCUGGAGCUUGAACUAGUCCCAACCGCUGUUAUCUUGAUUCUGCCUUUGAAAACUUCUAAUGUCACGAAAGCAGUCACUUCGACCACCCAGGACGUUGGUUUCUUCUCUCGUCUCAUAUGGUCCUUCUUCACGCCUGUUAUUCAUAUCUAUAACUAUAUAAUAGAUUACUUUUCCGGCGCUAACAGGGAGACAAAUCGUGACAAUUCCAACAACGAUUCCACAGAAGUGGUAAACGAGCCGGAAAGAGAUAUCUCACCGAAUCGAGGAAAUGUAGUGCAACCUUCGGGUUUGCUUAGACGAUACUUGAGUAAUCAAGGAGGAGCGACAAUCAGAGCGCAAGGCAAUGUACACAGACUGCAUUCAGGUGGGGAUGAUAAUGAUGAGAAUAAUACUUGGAAUGGUAAUUCCACGCAACAAAUGUAACACAAAUCUCGCUCACGUCGCAAAUCUUGAAUUACGUCGCAAGCAAUCGCUUUUAAUAAAUCACUAAAUUCCCGGUAUACUGGAAUUGCUGUGUUAUAAUUAACGUUCAACACUUUUCUUCGUUACACGACAUUAAAACUUAUACAGUACAAUAUAUUUUUCGCACAAACAUCAUCAGGAUUUAACAAACGAGUUCCGUUUUUACAUUUUUAAGCGUAUGUUAAUAGCAGUACGCAGACAAAUAUCAAUUAACAUUUCAUAAUCAGCAAUAAUAAGAGUAUCUUUAUCAUUUACAUUUUUAUCAUAAUGCAAUGUUUAUCGUAAUGCUACCAAACAAAAUAUAUUAGUAAAUGAUAGAACACAUCUUGAAGAAACGAUCAUGAAACGAUCAUGUGUUGAGCUGUAAGUAAUAUAUGGACCAAAUGUAACGAGUUUCAUAGAUAUCGAUAUGCAAAACACUAAAAUUUUAAUAUUUCGAGAAUGUUUGAGUUUUAAUAAUUGAAGUUUUAACAUUCGUUAAAAUGUUAAACGCUUUGUUAAUCUCGUGUUCGAUGAUUAAUGUUUCCUUUUUAAUUACAUGUAAAAUUCUCGAAAUAAUGAUAUUGAUUAAUAGUAAAAUAUAUUCUCUCCUUAUUGUAAAUGAUACCAAUUUUAUAAUGUCCUCUACUUCGUAGUAUAUUCAAUAGAAGGAUAACAAUACUAUCAUGAGUCAAGAUAACUAAUCUUUUCGGUAUGGCGAAUAUUUCUAUAGUGUUCUGAUGGCUGAAAGCAAUGGAAUGCGACAGCACUUGCUGUAUUACCUAAACUAUAUGUAACUGCCUAAAUAUCAUGUGGACAAUGUUUUCAGUGUUAUAUAUUACCUAUCGUGAAAACAGUCAAAUAUAAAUCGAUAAUAUCAUUUAUCGAUAAUAUAUUAUUAGGUGAAACAAAAUUAAAAAAGAUUGUUUAAAAUUGUAUUGUUGACUAUACAGUUAGCAUGCAGAUGUACAUGAGCGUUUUAGCGAUGUCGAAAAGGAAAAGGUAUUAACGUAUUAAACUUCACAAUGUACCUAUAUAAAUGUCUAUGUAAACCUAAUAAUUAAUAUAAGUAAUCAUUAAUAAUAUUAGAGCUUGUCUAUUCUCUAAUAUUAUUGCAAAUGUGCACUUGAUAAGAGGGGUUCGGUUAUGUUAAUGCCUAAAAAAUAAAUAGAAAAGUUUGUGA